AUGUUCUCAGAAGAACACAACACGCCAGGGGCAUCCAGCAGCCCUAACGAGCAGCAGGUGACAAAAUCCGACAGCGCUCCGUCCCCUCCUCUCCAAAUCGAACCCGCCGCCGCUACGUCAAGCCCGUCCUCGAACUUCGUCGACCGCGUGGAGCUCUUUGCUGCCCGCUUACCAGAAUACUACAUAGCCCCGUUUUGCGGCGCCAGUGCAGGGGUAGCGUCGGGAAUUGUGACCUGCCCACUCGAUGUGAUCAAGACGAAGCUUCAGGCCCAGGGGGGCUUCCGGAGAAAUGGGCAUAUGGUCGAAACUAGCAAAAUAUACCGAGGCAUGCUAGGGACUGGAAAGAUAAUCUGGAGGGAAGACGGCAUCAGAGGUCUCUACCAGGGCUUAGGACCAAUGCUUUUAGGGUACUUGCCUACGUGGGCGGUUUAUCUGGCCAUCUACGACCGAUCGCGGGAAUACUUUUAUGAGACAACUGAUAGUUGGUGGCUUUCCAGAGGAUAUGCUUCUGUUACUGCGGGAGCAUGUUCCACAAUCGUCACAAAUCCUAUCUGGGUGAUCAAGACUCGACUGAUGUCCCAGAGUUCAAGAUCCGACACCGAAGGAUACAGAGCCCCUUGGCGGUACAAUGGCACUUGGGACGCAGCUCGAAAGAUGUAUAAGCACGAGGGAAUACGCUCGUUUUAUUCCGGCCUCGGACCGGCUUUGUUAGGUCUGACGCACGUUGCGAUACAGUUUCCCCUCUAUGAAUACCUGAAAAUGGCAUUCACCGGCUACAGCAUCGGAGAGCACCCGGAUAACGGAAACUCCCACUGGAUUGGCAUAAGCUGCGCUACAUUUUUGAGUAAGAUAUGUGCCAGCACAGUGACGUACCCGCACGAAGUACUGCGAACAAGGCUUCAAACACAGCAAAAGAUUCAACCUUCUGCUUCGCCGGAGGAGAUCACAUUCCGCGGUGGGCUGGAUCACCCGGGGGGGCAUAGCCGGUCCUCAGGUGGGGCGUCAUCUGACGGCAUGGCUAAUCGACCACGAUACGCUGGAACUAUUCGCACGUUUAAAACAAUCUUGCAAGAGGAAGGUUGGCGAGCGUUCUACUCAGGGAUCGGCACGAACCUGUUCCGCGCCGUUCCUGCUGCCAUGACCACCAUGCUCACAUACGAGUAUCUCCGGAAGCAUAUUGGGCACCUGAAGCACGAAGGAGAGCAUAAACUCGCCCUGGAAGAACAAAAGGCCUCUUCGGCAGCAAUCUAA
Aspergillus calidoustus is the source of this 1251-nucleotide messenger RNA. The record is from the annotation of a GenBank genome assembly. NCBI's taxonomy places the organism in Eukaryota, Fungi, Ascomycota, Eurotiomycetes, Eurotiales, Aspergillaceae.